AAUUUUUGGAGAUUUCUUGUUUUCUUUAGAUAGCUCAGAGAAUAAAUGAAGGAGCUGAUGAUGAUGAGAUUAUAGAAAAUAUACCUGAAUUACAAGGUCUUGAUCAGAAAGAACUAGAUAUAAGACUUGGUGAAUUAAGAUGGGCUGUUAAUAAACUAAUGAGUGUAGCUAGAAUAUUAAAGUCUAGAAGAGCUAGUGGUGGUGGAUUAGAGUUAGAUAGUGUUGAAGUUAGAGUAGAGAUGGAAGAAUCAGAUGUUGAAAACCUGACACCAAAAGAUCAUUUAGAAGUACAUGAAACUAUAGCAGAAUGUAUGAUAUUUGCUAAUCACUGGGUAGCCAAAAAAAUAGUUGAACAUUUUCCAAAUCAAGCAUUGCUACGUAAUCACCCAUCACCCAGACAAGAUCAGUUUGAUAUGUUGAUCAAGUGUGCUGCAUCUAGAGGUUUUAAUAUUGACACUACAUCUAAUAAAAGUCUAGCAGAAUCAUUAAAUAAAUGUGUUGAUGUUAAUGAUCCAACUGUCAAUAAGUUAUUACGUCAGUUAGCUGUUUAUGCCAUGUCUACAGCCCAGUAUUUCUCUACAGGAUCUAUAGCACAUGAUCAGUUCUUUCAUUAUGGUCUAGCUUUAGAUCUAUAUACACAUUUUACCUCACCUAUCAGACGAUAUGCUGAUAUAAUAGUCCAUAGACAGUUAUUAGCAGCUAUUGGUGUAGAUAAUAGUGAUAAUUUACCCAGUAAUAAAAUAUUAGAUGAAUUAGCUGAUCAUAUCAAUAUUAAACACAAGGCAGCACAGAAUGCUCAAAGAGAUUCACAGGAAUUGUUCCAGUCUCUAUAUUUUAAAGAUAAGAAACCUGAUGAUGAACAGUGUAUAGUAGAUGCUGUUAUAUUUCAACUACGUAUCAAUGGAUUCUUGGUUUUUAUUCCCAGAUAUGGUAUUAAAGGGCCUGUAUAUUUAAGAAAUAAAGAAGGUCAAGUUGUGUUUAUUGGUAAAGAUGAAAGACCAGAAUGGACGUCUGGUACAUUAGUUAGAGAUGAUAAAUCAAUCACAGUAAACACUCUACAUAAUUCUCAUAAAUAUUCUCUAUUUCAUCAUAUUACAGUCCAGAUAUCAUUACAAUUAUCUAGAGCUCAUUCAGCUUCUCUUCGUCUAGAACUAUUAGAUAAUAAACCAUUAAAAGAUGAUAACAGUACAUUAUAUGGUAACCAGAAUACAGAUAGAUCAAAUAUUGUAAAGGAAGUACAAAGCACAAUGAUAAAAGAAAGUGAGAAAGAGUUACCUUCUCAUGAUCUUGGCCCGAACUUUGCAGCAUUGAAACAAGAAUUUGGACAGACAGAUGAUUCAAAGAGUCUUUAUCAUAUCUUUGAAACAUUUAAAAAAAUAUCAUUGAAGCCAUUAUGAUUGUAAGACAGAAGAUUUUAUUUGCUUAUUUAUGUUUUUUCCAACUCUAAUUAGAUACAAAGAGGAUUUAUGAUCAUUAUUACGCUGAGAAGAAAUAAAAAUGUAUCACUGA
This is a messenger RNA of Patella vulgata (common limpet), 1509 nucleotides long. RefSeq names its product DIS3-like exonuclease 1. Gene Ontology annotation, molecular function: 3'-5'-RNA exonuclease activity; RNA binding. Gene Ontology annotation, biological process: rRNA catabolic process. The record is from RefSeq and is a predicted model, not a curated record. The transcript is spliced from 10 exons. Gene Ontology annotation, cellular component: cytoplasmic exosome (RNase complex). Bases 159 to 1397 code for a protein of 412 amino acids. Lineage: Eukaryota; Metazoa; Mollusca; Gastropoda; Patellidae.